UCAGAUUCCCCUUAACGUGAAUCCCAACCAAAGUAUCGAGUUUGACAACGGCCUGGUAAGAUAUGCAAAGGCACGCUCGAUCCGGCCCACUGCAGUGGCUGCGAACUGAGGCCGUUCCUCCCUCGGGGAGCAGCUGAACCAGCUUGGCAUGCCUGCUGCGCGCCGCCGCGAUGCCGCCGCUCGGGGUGGCACGCGCGGCGUCGCGCCGCUCCCGCCGUACCGGGCCUCCCGCGUCUUCCGUGGUGGCGCGGAUGUCGGGCGCGUGCGACGCGAUAGCCUCGGCGAACAGGCUGAUCGGGCGGCAUCUGCGGGCCGGCCGGCUCGACGCCGCGCGGGAGGUGUUCGACGGAAUGCCGAGGCGGGACGUCGUGUCCUGGAACUCCCUCAUGGCCGCGCACGCCCGGUCCGGGGCGCACGGCAGCGCGGCUGCCGCGUUCGUCGAGAUGAGGCGCCGUGGGUUCCGCGCGGACCACGCCUCCUUCUCGACCGCGCUAUCGGCCUGCGCGCGGAUGGAGGCUCUGGAGCUCGGGAGGUGCGUCCACGGGCUCGCGACAAAGACCGGAGCCUCACGGAACGUGUUUGUCGGCGCGGCCCUGAUCACAAUGUACGCCAACUGCGGGCUGUUCAGCUGCCUGGAGCGGGUUGUGGAAGCUGUUGACAGUCCAAACGUGGCCUUGUGGAAUGCUCUCAUAUCAGGACUUGUGAUGAACCAUCGGGUGGAGGAUGCUCGCAGGGUCUUUGAUCAGAUGACGGAGCGCAAUGUCGUGUCCUGGACUGCCAUGAUCCAAGGGUACGUAAGGAUGCAUGAGUUGGGAUGGGCCUUCGAGCUGUUUAACUUGAUGCCUGCAAAGAAUUCUGUGUCAUGGUGCGUCAUGAUUGGAGGUUUUGUCAACCAUGAGCGGUUUGGAGAGGCAGUUGACUUGUUCAAAACCUUGGUGAGUAGCGGGGAGGAAGUGACCGCUGCAGUUCUGGUUAAGAUUGUCAGCGCUUAUUCUAGCUUGAAAAGUAUUGGAGGAGGCAGAUGCACUCACGGUUUUGCCAUGAAGUCUGGGUUCGCUCUUGACCACAUCAUGGAGGCAUCAUUGGUUAUGAUGUACUGUAAUUCCUUAAAUAUCGAUGAGGCAUGGUUGGAAUUUGAUAGAAUGGAGAGAAAGCAUGUUGGCUCAUGGAAUGCCAUCAUAUCUGGCUAUGUCCAUGCUAACAGGAUUGAUGAUGCUAGACAGCUUUUUGAUUCCAUGAUUGACAGAGAUAAGAUCUCGUGGAACUUGAUGGUCAGUGGCUAUAUAAAAGAUGGAAGAAUUGCUGAUGCUACUGAGUUGUACUCAAAGAUGCCUGAAAAGAAUGUGGAAGCAGCUACUGCUUUGAUGUCUUGUUUUAUAGACAAUGGAAUGCUUGAUAAAGCUCAGGAUGUGUUUUACAAUAUGCCUCAAGUAGAUGUGAUAUCUUGCACUACUUUGCUCUUUGGAUAUGUGAAAGGAAGGUAUUUGGAUGAUGCACUGGACCUUUUCCACAGGAUGCACAAAAGGACUGCUGUCACCUACAAUGUGAUGAUAACUGGUUUGCUUCAUCAAAAUAGGGUUACUGAAGCCUACAAGCUCUUUAAUGAAUCCCCAACACGUGAUUUAGUGUCUUGGAAUAGUUUAAUAACUGGGCUUGCUCAAAAUGGUUUGAACAAUGAAGCACUUAAGAUGUACAAGGAGAUGCUACUGUCAAAUAUACAGCCAAGCGACUCGAUUCUUUCUAGCCUCAUCGGUUGUUUUUCACAUCAUUCUAUGCUGGUUCAUGCUCAGCAGUUUCACGCCACAACUAUCAAGCUUGGAUUUGAAUCGCAUUUGUUAGUUCAAAAUUCACUUAUCAGCAUAUACGGCAAAUGUGGUGAAAUGACUACUGCACAAACUAUUUUUUAUCUUAUGGAUAAGAGAGAUGUAGUGACAUGGAACUCAAUGAUUCAUGGAUACGCGCUCAAUAGUCUUGGUCGAAAUGCUAUUGAAACAUUUGAGAACAUGACAAAUGCUCAAGUUGAUCCUGAUGACAUCACAUUUGUCGGCAUACUUUCUGCAUGUGAUCACUUGAGCCUUUUGGAGGAAGGAAAACAUUUCUUCAAUCUGAUGACAUGUAAUUAUGGAAUUUUACCAAAUAUAAUGCACUACGCUUGCAUGGUUGAUCUAUUCUGCAGGAAAGGCAUGGUUGAGCAGGCUGAAGAGUUAAUGAAGUCAAUGCCAUUUGAACCAGAUUCAGCAAUCUGGACUUCUCUCUUAAGCAGUUGCAGAAUGAAUGACAACAAUUGGUUAGCGCAGCAUGCAGCCAGUCAACUAAUUUCUAUCAAUCCUUCAUCUAAAAUUCCGUACCUUCAUCUCAUCAAUGUACAUGGAUCAACCAACAGAUGGAGUGUGAUAGACAAUACGAGAAGUCAAAUUAGAAAUGCUGCCACUGGGAAAGAAGUUGCUUAUAGCUGGAUUUGACAUUCUAUCAUGACUCCUGAUGCAUACCACAUUCCAGCAACAUGUGAAUAUAGUACCAAUACUAGGCUGCCUACCAUCUAGGACUGCUGAUUCUUAGAACAAGUUUUAUGUUGCUGGCUUGCAGCCAUUGAUCACCUUCUGCAGAAAUUAUCCACUGACCAGGAGUUGUACGUAUGCUAUUUUAAGCAAGCAAGGAUAACAUUGUAAGUGCAACGAAUAUGUGGAAACUGCAUCAUUCUCGCACAUCGGCUCCAAUACCCAUGUGACGAUAACUUUGUUAGUUCUGGGCGCUAAAGUUGUAUAGCGGUCUGUGUGAUCAAAAUUGAUAUCUGUCCUGCAAUAGGUUGACCAGGCCCGUUGUUGAACAAGCAUGAAACGUGCUGUUGCUAUCGCAUCAGUCGGUUCUAUGUUCCAAGUUCCAAUUAAAGAUUCUCCUCUUGCAGCAAACAGCAGCGCCAUUUCUCAAUCUGUUGGUACUGUUAAGUCUGUCAUGCUUGAUCCAAGGCUGAAGUCUGAAAUUUCUAAAACUACGCCAAGAAAUUUCUGAAGUCUGAAAUUCUGUUGGCACUGUUUGGCCGACGGGGGCAAGCUAGCAGCCGGAGAAAGGCACGAGUAGCACUAAUUGUACUUGAAAGGGUGCAUUUGACAGUGAUUGCCAAUUUGUUUUCCUGCAUUGCUUGGCGCUCAGGAAGAUAGUGUGGAACUUCGCCAUGGCAGGAACUUUUCUAUCGUGCUGCAGUUAUAAUUGUAGGCGGAGGGAGUACUUGCAGAGGUAUAGACUCUUGCCGCUGGUUUAAAUCUUUUUGCUUGCAAGAAACGUCCUAUACUUCUUAUUCAAUAGAGAUGAUGGAACAAUGCCAGUGAUCCAAAUGUAGAUGGAUUAAAAUUAGAGGAACAUUUCCAUAAUAUACCGCAUGUGGAAGGAAAAGAUAUCAAGUCAAAUGCGCGAUACGCAGCACGGCCGCUUGACCGAACGAUGGCAGAUUGAGCCGGAACAGGACCCGCUGGCGGCUGGCAUAUUGUUCCGGCAUGGUACGUUCCUCUCCCUCCAGCUGCAGCUGCAGCGCCUGUACUCUUCCGAGGAGUUAUGCAAUGGCCUGAACUCUGAUGCAUUCUACGGAGAAAGCCCUGAUCUGUCCAUCUUGCAAGCUAUCCUGAUGAGACUGUGAUUUUUCCAUUGCCAGAUGUAAAUUGAA
This is a messenger RNA of Panicum hallii, 3658 nucleotides long. Its product is annotated as pentatricopeptide repeat-containing protein At4g02750-like. Gene Ontology annotation, molecular function: RNA binding; protein binding. Gene Ontology annotation, biological process: RNA modification. The coding region runs from base 171 to 2462 and encodes 763 amino acids. The transcript is spliced from 2 exons. Lineage: Eukaryota; Viridiplantae; Streptophyta; Magnoliopsida; Poales; Poaceae. The record is from RefSeq and is a predicted model, not a curated record.